AUGUCCGAAUCCAGACGCGUCGUGGUAACUGGUGCGAGUGGUCUCCUAGGCCGCGCGGUAGUGGAGGCGUUCCGCGCGCGCGGCGACGACGUGACGGCGCUGGCACAUACCCGCGUGCGCGACGGCUUCACCCCGCUGGACCUGACGGAUACGAAGGCGGUCGAGGCGUUCUUUGAACGCCCAGUGGACGUGGUAGUGCAUUGUGCGGCGGAGCGGCGUCCGGACGUUGCCGAGGCGAACCCAGCCGCCGCCGAGGCAAUCAACGUCGCCGUACCCGCGGUCCUGGCUUCUCUGGCUGCCAAACACGGCUUCACGCUCCUCUACCUCUCGACCGACUACGUCUUCGACGGGCGCAAACCACCAUAUGAUGCCGAUAGCGAGACCCACCCGCUGCAGAUGUAUGGGAGGCAGAAACUCGCCGGCGAGCAGGCGAUCCGUGUGGCAGGGGCACGCGCGUGCGCCCUCCGCGUGCCGGUGCUCUAUGGGCGCACCGAGUUUAAUGCCGAGUCGGCGGUUAAUGUGUUGGUUGAUGUCGUCAAGGACCAGUCUGGCAAGAAAUACACUAUGGACGACUACCAGAUCCGUAACCCCACGUGUGUCGAGGAUGUCGCCCGUGUCCUCUUCGACCUCUCACGCACCCCCAACCUCCCCCCCAUUGCGCAAUAUCGCAGCACAGGCAAGCCCUACACCAAGUGGGACAUGACGAAGGUCAUCGCAGCCGCCCUCAACCUCCCGCUCGACCACAUAACGCCCUUCUCGACAAAGCCGACCAACGGCACCGAGCGGCCGUGGAACACUGAGCUCAGCAUCAAAUCGCUAGAGGAGGCUGGUAUCAGCACUGCCGAAGCCAAGACUUUUGAGGCCUGGUGGACAGAGUACCUCCAGUAG
Molecule: messenger RNA, 888 nt
Organism: Cutaneotrichosporon cavernicola
Lineage: Eukaryota; Fungi; Basidiomycota; Tremellomycetes; Trichosporonales; Trichosporonaceae
Exons: 5
Coding region: 1-888 (295 amino acids)
Biological process (GO): S-adenosylmethionine biosynthetic process
Cellular component (GO): methionine adenosyltransferase complex
Molecular function (GO): methionine adenosyltransferase regulator activity
Source: RefSeq, a predicted model, not a curated record